GAGAGAGAGUUUUCUACAAUUCCAAGGAUGAAAGCAGUGAUUCUCUGUAUUCCUUAGCUGGAUUCAGAGAAUCACCAUCUUCGUCUUCAUCUCCAUCUUCGUCGGAAAUCCGAGCAAUUCACACGGAGAGGAUCAGAAUCCCGCUUCUUUUGCAUGAAUUUUGAGAUUCUUUGAGAAUUAAUCGGCGGUUUUUUUUUUUUUUGGUUGUUCGAGAUUGUUCGAAAUGGAAACUUCUCAGACCGAUGGAAGAAUGGAGGGAUGGCUGUACCUCAUUCGCUCCAAUCGGAUUGGGCUUCAGUACUCGAGGAAGAGGUACUUCGUUCUCGAAGCUCACCAUCUCAGAAGCUUCAAGUCUGUUCCCGCUUCAAACGAUGAGGAACCGGUUAAAAGUGCUAUUAUAGAUUCUUGCAUUCGUGUUAUGGACAAUGGUCGGGAGAGCAUUCAUAGAAAAGUCUUCUUCAUAUUCACUCUCUAUAACACUUCCAAUCACAACGAUCAGCUUAAGUUGGGGGCAAGCAGUCCUGAAGAAGCAGCAAGGUGGAUUCAUUCCUUUCAAGAAGCAGCUUUACAGGGUGGUCCAGAUAUAGGAGACAAUAUUAUAAAUUGUUCAAAGAGAAGAUGGCAAUCAUUUAGAUUGGGUGGACCUAGCCGGUCAAGUCGUAUUAAUUCCAUAGACUGGACUAUAUGUCCUUCUACGCAAGCAGAUCCAAUGACAUCCGAUGUUAUUGCUCCUUCGCCGUGGACGAUAUUUGGAUGUCAAAAUGGUCUACGGUUAUUUAAAGAAGCAAAAGAUAGGGACUCUCAUGGAAAGUGGGAUGAUCAUCCUGCUAUAAUGGCAGUGGGUGUGGUUGAUGGAACUUCAGAAGCAAUCUUCCAAACACUUAUGUCUCUUGGUCCCUCAAGAUCACAGUGGGACUUUUGUUUCUACGAGGGCAGUGUGGUUGAGCACCUUGAUGGUCAUACUGAUAUUAUUCACAAGCAGUUAUACAGUGAUUGGUUACCAUGGGGAAUGCAACGAAGAGAUCUAUUGUUGCGACGCUAUUGGAGAAGAGAAGACGAUGGGACAUAUGUUAUUCUCUAUCACUCAGUCUCUCACAAGAAGUGUCCCCCUCAAAAAGGCUAUGUCCGUGCUUGCCUUAAAAGUGGAGGAUAUGUUAUUUCACCAGUGAACCAAGGGAAGCAAUCAGUUGUGAAGCACAUGCUUGCUAUUGAUUGGAAAUUCUGGAAAUCUUAUCUAAGGACUUCUUCGGCUAGGGCUAUAACCAUCCGAAUGCUUGGAAGAGUUGCUGCAUUACGGGAGUUAUUUAGAGCAAAACAAGGUUAUCAUUCGUCUGAGUAUUCAUCUGGUGAGUUGACAAGAAAUAUUGGGGCGAAUCAAAAUGAGGUGGACGACAUGUUUGAUGUUCGAACAGUGACUGGGGAUGGAAGCAGUAUGGGAAAUAUAGCAGAAGAAGUAGAUAAAACACCUUCAGAACAUGCGAGCCUUGUCAGCCUGAAUGAUGCAGCUGACGAAUUCUUUGAUGUUCCCGAACCCCCAGAUUAUGAUCAAUCAGAAGCUGAUUGGGUUCCUGAAUUUGUUCCAGAACAAAAUUUACAGGACGUACGCCACCCAAAGUUGUCAACUGCUGCUGGUUUUGUGAAAAAAUUGCAUGAUCUUGCAAUUCAGAAGAGGGGCUAUGUAGACUUACAAGAGAUGGCCAUGGAAGACAGCGUAUCAUGCUGUUACGGGUCAACUCUUCCAAAGGAUCCAACUUGUGCUUUGCCUUGCAGUUGGACAACAACAGAUCCCUCUACUUUCCUUAUUCGUGGAAAGAGUUAUUUGGAGGACCGUCUGAAGGUUAAGGCAAAGGGCACCUUAAUGCAAAUGGUCGGUGCUGAUUGGCUAAGAUCUGACAAGCGGGAAGAUGAUCUUGCUGGCCGUCCUGGAAGCAUUGUUCAGAAAUAUGCAGUACAAGGAGGGCCGGAGUUUUUCUUUAUUGUGAACAUUCAGGUCCCAGGUUCAAUGACUUAUAGUCUAGCACUGUACUAUAUGAUGAAUACUCGAUUAGAAGAUGCGCCCUUGCUAGAGAGUUUUGUCAAGGGGGAUGAUGCAUUUAGAAAUUCAAGGUUUAAGCUCAUACCAUACAUAUCUAAGGGUUCAUGGAUUGUUAAGCAAAGCGUGGGGAAGAAAGCAUGCCUCAUUGGUCAAGCGCUUGAAAUAAAUUAUUUCCAUGGGAAAAACUACUUGGAGCUUGGUGUCAAUAUUGGGUCAUCAACGGUUGCAAGGGGUGUGGUUAGUCUUGUUCUGGGGUACCUUAGCAAUCUGGUUAUCGAGAUGGCAUUUCUGGUACAGGCAAACACACCGGAAGAGCUCCCGGAGUAUCUUCUCGGAACCUGCCGCCUUAAUCAUCUUGACGCAUCAAAGUCAGUUCUAGUGAGGGACUGAUUAUAUCCCCAACUCAAGCAAAAACAUGAUUAUACCCCAAUUUUAUACCCAUUGGAAGAAUGACUAUCUCCCCAAUUCAUGAUUAACCCAGAACCGGGAGGUCAUAUAUAGACUUAAAAGGUAUAUCUGAGAUCUUUGUGAUCUGCAACCAUAUUUGCAGAACUCAUUCUUUGAUUCAAAAUUGAAAUUGGCUGGAAUUCAUGUUGCUGUAGAUAUCAUUAGGAUGGAUAAUUUAAUCAACCUUGUAAAGAUGCCA
This is a messenger RNA of Morus notabilis, 2681 nucleotides long. RefSeq names its product protein ENHANCED DISEASE RESISTANCE 2. The record is from RefSeq and is a predicted model, not a curated record. NCBI's taxonomy places the organism in Eukaryota, Viridiplantae, Streptophyta, Magnoliopsida, Rosales, Moraceae. The transcript has 21 exons. The coding region runs from base 224 to 2425 and encodes 733 amino acids. Gene Ontology annotation, molecular function: lipid binding.